UCUGCCUCCAACAACAAGAAGCAGGAGCCAGGCAACAUGGCCGACCUGGGGAAGAAGUACUGCGUGAACUGCCUUGCAGAUGUUACGAACCUGCGGCUCCGCUGCACCGACUGUCCCGAUAUCGAGCUGUGUCCGGAGUGCUUCUCGGCGGGCGCAGAGAUCGGUAAUCACCGGAGAUGGCACGGCUACCAGUUGUUCGACGGCGGUCGGUUCUCGCUCUGGGGUCCCGAGGCAGAGGGAGGAUGGACCAGCAGGGAAGAGCAGUCGCUGCUCGAUGCUAUCGAGCAAUAUGGAUUUGGAAACUGGGAGGACAUGGCCACUCAAGUCGGAGCGUCCCGCACUCCUCAGGAAGUCAUGGAACACUACGUCACCAUGUACAUCCACGGAAACCUGGGCAAGGCAUGCAUCCCUGACAGCAUUCCCAACCGGGUGACCGACCACACCUGCCCAAGCGGGGGGCCCCUGUCGCCCAGCCUCACCACCCCGCUCCCUCCGCUGGAUAUCAGCCUGGCUGAGCAGCAGCAGCUGGGCUACAUGCCGCUACGUGACGACUAUGAGAUUGAGUACGACCAGGAUGCGGAGAAGCUCAUCAGCGGACUUUCUGUGAACUACGAUGACGAGGAUGUGGAAAUUGAAAUGAAGCGUGCUCAUGUGGACAUGUAUGUGCGCAAGCUCCGAGAACGCCAGAGACGUAAGAAUAUCGCCCGAGACUACAACCUGGUACCUGCCUUCCUGGGCCGGGACAAGAAGGACAAAGAGAAAGAGAAACCGGGAGCGCUGGGAGUCAUAGGCACUGCUGGUGGUGUGGGUGGGGCAGGAACUGGCGGUGGCACAGUAGGAUCAGGUUCCACAACAGCUGCAGGAUCGGGUCCUGUUCCGAGCACACCCAAAAGAAAGAUCACCAAGGAAGAGAAGGAGCAGCGGGUCAGGCUGCGGGCGCUUUGCCAGUUCAUGGCCCAUCGGGAGUUUGAAGACUUCUUUGAGAACAUGCAUAAAGAGCGCAUGCUGAGGGCCAAGGUGCGCGAGCUGCAGCGUUACCGCCGCAAUGGCAUCACCCGCCUGGAAGAGUCGGCUGAAUACGAAGCGGCGCGCCACAAACGGGAGAAACGCAAGGAGAAUAAAAGUGUGGUCACCUCCAAACGGGGCAGUGGAGGAGGAGGUGGGCUUGGCUCUGGGAUGGGACUUGGGGGUGGUGCUGGAGGGGGAGGAGGCAUUGCUGGAGGUUUGGGGGUUGGAGGUGGGAUCAAAGAAGAGGGCAAAGACGGCGAGUUUGCCGCCAUUGAGAACCUGACGGGCUUUGAGCUGCUGUCGGACAGAGAGAAGGUGCUGUGUAACUCUCUGAACCUCAGCCCAGCUCGGUACCUGACUGUCAAAACCAUCAUCAUCAAAGAUCACCUGCAGAAAAGGCAAGGCAUCCCGGCCAAGAGCCGGUUGCCCAGCUACCUCGACAAGGUCCUCAAGAAGCGCAUUCUCACCUUCCUCACAGAAAGUGGCUGGAUAUCCCGAGACGCCUCUUAGCAACCCAUCUUUGGUUGGGAAGCAGUUGAUGAUCAAUGAUUGCUGAGUUGCUACAAGCUCUGUAGGCAAACUACUGGCUUUCACCAACUUUUCAAAGGUGACCAUGUGAAUAUGUACAUUUAGGAUGCCCCACUGGAAAAUGUCUAUUUUCAUACCAGGGCUAGAAACAAAAGUAAGUCUAUAUUUUUACAUUUGGAACGGGACGCGGGUGAACAAAUCUCUGUGGGUUCAAAGUAUUUUGUGUCCAUAUUGUUACCAUAUGAUGGUAGCUACAAUACUAACAAGUAUUACGUAGUUCAAGAGAGAUUUUUGUGUUAUUGCAACAUGCUCAUUGAAGAAAUCUAUGGAGAAAUACUAUUUUGAAUCCAAACAGUGACGGAAGCCUAAUUUGGUAAUUUGGUCAACUUUGUUAGAUCAUUUUCUAGAAAUUUUCACACAGCUCGAGUAAACUCUCAACUUUUUGACCAAUCUUUUUUUUUUACUGCCCACAAUGGCAGGAAAAGAAAAUACAGGAGGGUUCUACAAUCGUCCAGCUUUCUCCGAAAUGCUACUACCUGAACACAAGUCGUAUCAUCUAUUUAAAGCUGUUGAUCUAAAGCUAGACCGAUUUAAAUGAGCUGUGCUGACAUGUCUACCAGUGUAUCAGCAUUGGCACAUAAAUGAAUCAACAAGAAAUGUCAGUUCAGGAACGCCAAAGAAAAUGUUUUAUAAUUAAGAAUCAGUGUUUCCAUCACAGUCUGUCCACCAGGCUAGGCAAGCUAUAAAAUGUCUCACUCAGUACAUAUCAUGGUCACAAUUCUAUUUAAAACAUCCUUUAUAAGAAAUAUUCAUUCACGUUGGCAUGUUAAUGUGGCACACUGGCAGAUAUAUUUAACCCUUAAACCCCCUCUCGACUUCAGAUCUUAGGUAUUUCUCUGUAACGUUAACUUCUCAUAAGCAACAUUCCAAUUCUAAAAAACAUCUUUGGGGAUUAUUUUAUUAAGAGAUUAAUGCUUAAAAAGUCCCCUUAUGUGCUUCAUCAGGACUGUGAUUCAGAUUUGAAAUAAUUAAUCGAUUAGCUGUUGAUCAUUCUUGUUUUGCCCACAUCCCAAAGAUAUUCAGUUUACUAUAUUUACAUUAGUGGAGUUGAAAUCAGAGAAUACUCCUUAAAAAAUCGUUUAUCAAAAACUGUCAUGAGGUUUGGAUUCAGUUGCCCCACCCCGAUUGUUGCAGAGAAAUAUAUGACAUCAACCAACUAACCAACCACUGAAUUGUUGCUAAAUCCUGAUUGGUGCCUGUAAGUAAUGAUGAUGUUGUGUCAUUCCAACUGAGCCCCACCCACUUGAAACCAGUGAGGGGAAAAAAAAAUCAAACGUUGGUAGAAAGGAGAGUUUAUGAUUGAUUCCUUCAUACAUGGUGAGAAAAGGUGUAUUCAAGGCCUUUAAAUAUCCAUGUGAGUAUCGGCUGGGCUAGUAUUUUAUUUAUGAUUUGUUCACCUGAAAUUAGUAUGGAGGAGACACGCAUCUUUGAAAAUGUAUUUAUUUUUACAGAAGCAUCUAGUACAGCUUUAAAUGUUAUACUGUCCACAUGGUACGAUGCAGGUAAAGAUGCUGAAUGUGUAAGGGCAUUAACCAAUGAUACUCAAAUAUACAGUUCCAAGAUUGUUGUUUACCGAGUGUCUUCGAUGGCAGUGUUCCUCCUCAUUCUAGUUUCCUAACACCACACAUGCCAUCUCAGAUGGUCUGUCAAACCAGACAUUGCCUGCAGUCUGAUAUUAGUGCUUAGGUAACUUCACUUGAAGGCAGAACUAUAACAGCAGCACUGGUGACAGUUUCCUGCUUUUUUUUUUUUUUUUUUUUUCCCUGCAAGCCGAGCAGUGCGGCGUCCAUUGUACUAUUUAAAUGUAAAUGAAGUUAUUGAAUGGGCUGUCAUUUCACGGCAGGAACAGAAGCUGUAAAAAAAAAAAGAAAAAAAAAAGAAGAAGAUGAUGAAAGAAAUCACAAAGAAGAAAGGCAUGUGAAUGUUACCGAAGCUGGAAAUGCAAGUAAUGAGUGGCGUUAGUUCUGUAGGGGUAAAAGUGGAGCUUUGCCUCUUUUUUUUUUAUGGUCAUUGAGGAGCAACGGCCUUGUGGAAAGAUGAUGGAUCAGCUGUGAGGGGUGUUCUGUAAUGGUCAAAAUCAGUCGUUGUUAGUCAGAUUUUAUCAACGCGGGGGUCCAAAGCAUCUUCCCUUGUGGUCAAACACUACAGCUGCUUUUAAAGGAUAGCUAGUUCUAUAUUUGUCUUAUUGUCAACAAAUCCCAUGAAAAGACCAAAACCCACAAUGAGCCGAUUCCGUAGUUUCCUUUUGACUCAACCCCACAUUCGCUACAUUAAUACACAGUUGAAAAUAGUCCCCAACAAAUGCAUUGUUUCCUACUGUUUGAGUUUGCUAAAUCCUACAGCGUUCAGCUGUUUUAGGAACCGACAUCCCUGACACAUUCUUCGAGAAGAUUCCUGUCUUCCACAGGAACCAGUUGGCUUGGGGCUGAGUUCUACAGACCGAGAAAGGAAGUCGGAAAGUAUUAAGAAGUGGACUAACUUUGAUUUUCCAGGGGGUAUGUUGACAGUGAAGAAAAUAUUCAACAUUGCCAGCCUUAUCUUUUAAAACUUAAAGUCCUGUCAUCUCUAUGCGUUGACUCCAGGCCUUUGUGGUACACGAUUUAAAGAAUCACUGGAAAACUUUCCAACGUUCAUUUUGGGUCACCUCCAGUGAAAAGAUUUCUUUUAGACUAUCUCUGCUGCACAUUAACCCAUUGCUAACAUGAUCUGAUCAGAGCUGGAUCCGUUAGACAGCUGUAGUCAGGUUUAUUGAAGACAAUUUUUUUGUGUUGAAGCUCAGUGGAAAGUUUGAGCAUCCUACUGUAACCAGAAUGUUCUUGAAAAGGCGAUGCUAAUUUCCAGCCUAUAAACCAAACCGCAAUGACCCAGAACUGUCAGGUGAAUUUUAUGGUUCUCCUUUGUUUGAAUGUCCUCUUUCUGUUUAUUCAUUUUUAAAUAGCUUAUAGUGAUUUCUCUUGAGUUUUGACAGUGGUGUCAUUCUGCAUGUGCAACCAAAUGUCCCGCAUUUGUUUCAAAAUGGUGUGUUUCGGUGUAAAUUUCUCAAAGACAAAUAUGGCAAUUUGAUUUUUUUUUUUGUAUGGGAAAGGGGGGUUGCUUACUUUGUCACCAAAUGUAAAUAAUUUUGUAAGAUAAAUUGGAAAAAGAAACUAUAAUUACUGACCUGUGAAAUGUACAGUAUUUUGUGUCAUGGAAAUUUUUUUUAUAGCUUUUGUAAUAAAAAACUGGUUUUGGAUUACAGAAAAAGCAUUUUCUGAAGCUUUGGGUAUGGUGAUGGCAUGCUGUUGAGCCGUCUUUAAUCUGGUUACCGAGCUGUUUUCUUGUCCUGUUACUUUGUUGUUGCACAUGACAAGGUAUGUAUGGAGAUGUAUUAAAAGUGCAAAUACUUUAUAAUUCUACAUAGUCUUGUUUCCUCUUCAGUCAUUUGCAGUACCUGUGAACCAAAAAACAAACCCAAAAUGUCUUUUAAUUGCAAUAGAGGGACAAAGAGAGGACUUGUUACUAAUGCUGCAACUGUGGACCAUGAGUCGAUACAAGAGCAGCAUGUUAAUGAGGUCACAAUGUUUUCAUUCACUGCGGCUACAAGUAAAGACACAUGUUAGAAUUCAAGAUAUGGAAGAGAUUAAAAUAGUAAAUUAAAAACUGGAAGUCAGAAAUAUCUAAAAGGUGAAACAUAAAUGGUGAACAAUAGACUAAAAUUCAAUUUUCAAUUAGUUUCAGUGGGAAGGAAAUAAGGCUUGAAACUGUGAUAUUAAAAAAAAAAAACACACAAUAUCAUGUAAAUGAUCCAGCACCUCUUAAAUCACUCUGUUCUAGGUUUGUGGUUCCCACCACAGUUAAAGUUUCAGACUCGUUCUCCACCUCUCAACACUAACAUUUUGAGUGCAAUUGAUUUACCAAACAAACAAAAAAAUAAAAAGGUAAAGAUGAAUUUGACUUAUAGCAUGUUUUUCUCACCAAAUUUCCUGAGAUAUUGCGGAAACAUCAGAAUUCUUUUGGUCACGAUAAUUGUUUAGUGAAAAUCUGAUAUUGUGACAGACCUAGAACAAA
Molecule: messenger RNA, 5643 nt
Organism: Larimichthys crocea (large yellow croaker)
Lineage: Eukaryota; Metazoa; Chordata; Actinopteri; Sciaenidae
Gene: tada2b
Product: transcriptional adaptor 2B
Exons: 2
Coding region: 37-1518 (493 amino acids)
Biological process (GO): regulation of transcription by RNA polymerase II; chromatin remodeling
Cellular component (GO): nucleus; SAGA-type complex
Molecular function (GO): chromatin binding; transcription coactivator activity; zinc ion binding
Source: RefSeq, a predicted model, not a curated record